GGAAUUAAAUCAUAGGCCUAAGCGAAACAAAAUUCUCCACUUAAAAAUAAAAAAAGAAAUGUAGAAUAAUAAAUUUUGCUGGCGAAGCGGCGACGUCCCGCGAAGAAGGAUAUUCUAAAGGCGUGCGUUCGAUUUCUAUUUUUUUAAAGAGGAGCGAGAGCUUUAAAGACGGAGCGAAGUACGACGAGACGGAAUCCAAAAUAGGAUGCAUUUUGGACGGAGGCAGUCGAUAUUCGUGCAUUUCGGUUCGGUUAACCAACACAUUAAGUUUGUGAGUUGGCUGCGGGAGGCGUGCACUGGCGAACACAGACGGACUCCUGUCUACCGUUAAGUGCGCCCUAUCACGGCAUCCGCCAAGCUUUCCUCCCCCUCCUCUCUCUCCGCUGCCCGACGAAAGGUUGGGGGGAAUCAAUAAGAACAUGCGGCAUGUUCAUGUUAACCCGAUUUGAGAAAGUUUACCAUAGGAAAAAAGAAGGAAAGGGAAAUUAUUUAGAACAAAAUUUUGGCCAAGGACCGACAUGACGGCGGCGAAGGUAUCGACUAUCUGCUUUGCUGAACGGAAUGCAAAGGUGAUGGUCGGAUAAAGCCGCCGCUUCUGCCGUCUUUCUUAUCGGCUGGAUGCUGUCGGCUCGGUUUUUGAAGUUUUACUAAAGUUUCUCUAGCUAUUUUCGAUGUUUGGAAAUUAUAUAAACGUCAUUUUCGGGGUUUUUCAUUUAUUCCGUCUUUUUAUACAUAUAUAUUCCACGCGCUCUAACAAUUUUCACAAUUUUUAAAACGGGGAAAGAAGAAGUAGAAGAAGAAAUCGUAUAUUGCCGGUUAUCCAAAUUCUUUCGAAGAAUUUGCGAUUGUUUGGAUGCUUUUUUGGCGUUGUGAUCUCUCUUUUUUAACAUUCUUUUUGUAGCGCGGAGUCUUUCUAAAAUUCCCCACGCAUUUCGUUUUUGAACGCUUUCUGGGCCGUUCUUUCGGGCUUCCGCAGUAUAAUAUGGUCAAACACUUUAAAAUAUUGUUUUUAAGAUUUUAUAGAUAUUUUGGACCAUUUUAAACUUUCUAAUUUUCCCCCGGGAUGAAUGUAUUUUAUGAUGUCACAUCCGUUGGAACGUUUCCUAGUUUCCGGAAGAGGAAAACGAAUUGCGUAUUUUUAAUACAUUUCGAAUACGGAAAGAUGUAAAAUUUGAGGGCAAUUUUAAAUUUUUAAUUAUGAUUUAAAAGUCAAAAUUUGAAAAUUUAAAUAAGCGCCCAAUCAGGAGGAGAAUGUAUUUAUUAAACGCCGUGCGAUUGGCAUAAUUUAAAUUUGCUCCGUACCUUAAGAGCCAUUAUAAGCCGAAAUAAAAACUCGGAGUAAUUAUCGUUACCCGAAAUUAUUCGUUGGACGAUUUUUAAAUUCGUAGAAAUUUUAAUUUUAGAAUUUUCCGAUAAAAAUUCGAGAGCGGAACAAUUUAAACUUCACCGAAUAUCUCGGCAUUUUAAAUGAGGAUUACAUAGAAAAUGCCGAGUUUCAUUAAACCGUUCCGUCUAGGGAAAUGCAUCAUUAUUGAGUAGACUCUUUCGGCUCUUUUAGCCCUGGAGCAAUGAAAAAAGAGAAGCAGUAAAAACAGAAAUGCGGCAUUUUGGAAUAAUUUUGACUUCUACGCGGUUUUAUUUUUCUUUCGCAUGCGUCAGUCUGCGAAGAUUAAGGUAUUGAGGAUUGGACUGUAGUUGGCGUGUGUUAAUCCCCUCCCCUCUUCCCCAUAUAAGGAGAAGCGGUGAAAAUUUCACAGCGGGUCGAAGCUAAUCACUCGGAGACCGACCAAAGCACACGUGAUUACCUUUCUAAUGGCGCCGUCUGCUGCAACUCUCCGACCGUCGUUACAUAGGCUCGGCACAACGUACCCAAUACGGUUCAACGGACGACUGCGGCGUUUCUGAGCCGAAACUCUGCUACGACUUAUGAAAUUUGCCUGCAAAGAAACCGCCAUAAAUCUACAACGCCUAACGAUUUAACUAUUACCGAGUGGAAAAUAUUUUUCUAAAACGUGUCUUUUAAAGAAAAAUUUGUUUGUCAGCUUGCUACUCCGAUUUCCACAGACAGAGUCUCGAAUUUCUAGCAUUUAUCCUCGUAUUACGCUCCGUACCGGGUUUCUGAAUCAUUUGUAAAGACCGUCGGUCCGACGGAAACGUUUUUUGUCUGGACGAAUCCCGUGACCCAAGGAGGGUGUCGUUGUAAUACGGUGUACGAACUCAGAACAUUUCCUGCACGCGCCUGGUUGCGUCACCGCGUACCUGUUACGUCUUUGGUGUCUGCGAAGCGUGUCGUGCCCGCGCGCUUUAUAAUGUUACCCGUACCGAAGAAUCGGUGAACGUAACCGUAUUCGCGUUGGAAUAUCUGCAGGAAACAGGAGCUGAGUUGUCUGGCUCUACGGUUUCCGGUGCAAAUAUUUCAUGGAAGGAAGUCGGGUGACUUAACAAACGGGAGCGGAAAUGGAGAGAGAGAAAAGGCGAGACGGCCGGUAAUAAACUGGACUAUGGGGGUGGUUGCACGGGCCGGGUUAUUGACGCGAAUCACUGACCAUUACCAAAUACAGCUUUACAUACAUGGUGGCAUUUUUUAGAACUCUAAACUAAGCCCAGAAGGCACGUACUUCGACCCCGAGCUACUUCCUUUGUCUCUGACUCCCUUGAGCCUAUAGCAUGUGACGCGGGAAGCCUGUCUGGAGAUAACCGCUCUACGGUCGGCUGCUCCCGACCGACAAGUCUCUUCCCUUCUCCCCUCCUGGGGGGUAAAGGGGAGUGCCGCCGAGGUGUGGGCCGUGAAGGAUGACGGGACCUCACGUCACACCAGCCGGCCCGCGGUUUGCACAAACACACCCAGAGCCGAGUAUGACGCGAGCGGAGAAGCGUCCACGCUUUCAUCCUAUGGAUAAUCCAGGGGGCGUUGACCUGUCAGCCAUGUACUAUACCAGUCUGUUCUCUACCCUUCGACCAUACGAAACAGCGGUAGUGACACCUGGUUGCCGCAGCGAGCGGGGCGAAAACCCUUUGGACUUGUCCAACAAGAACGUUCGUCAAACACCGGAUCCAACUACUGGAAGCGACACGGAAGCCGAAAUCUUGAUGUUGGAACACCGGAAACUUGCCGCAGGGUUAGUCUCUCAGGCCCUUCCAGGCAUGACACGACAUCUACCACCUUCGAGUGUGUCAUCGUUUUUUGAUCCGUCGCUCUUUAGACUGCCCGCUUUCCGUACGGAUGCCAGCGGAUUAUGUGGACACUCUACACCCACUUUGGUACCGCAGAUAGGUACGACACCUAACCCUUUUUGUUUAGAUCGGACUCCAGUCUCGACGGUGGCAUCGCCGACGUACGGCAACCAUGCCCUAAUGAAUAGCUUUCUUCAGCAGCAACAAAGAGAACGAUGCUUAGAUCAAACUUCUGUUUGCAGUGCACCACGCAACCCGUCCCAACCCAUCUCUUUCUUCGAUCCCGUGUCGUUGCCCCUCCAUCUAAGGGCAAACGGACAGCGGGAACGAGCAUUGUUCACGCCGACACUUGCCGCACCCUUGGGACUGCCUGCCUACCCCCUCUACCCAGAUCUGUUGUCUGAAGUGGGUAGGCCGGAGAAAGGAGCUUUUACAUCACUUCGUACGCCGAACGCUGCCGAUAAGCCUCUAUAUUUGAAUGGAAGUCUAGAGGCCGCGCGAUUUGCCGAACAUUUACAAAGGUUGAGAGAACAGCACGUUCAACAGGCAAAGUGUCCCACUAAUUGUUGUGCAACUGUUCCCUGUGGAUGUUGUGUUCAGGGUCCUUCUCAGUCAGCACUGUGCACUGCCCGAGGCGGAGUGAAUUGUCUCACCAAGGAUCCGACUGGCGGAAAAUUGUGCGCCGGUACUUGUGACCUUCUGACUCCAGGGCUCUCAUUACUCGGCGCACGGCCGAACCCUGCUGAUCUCCGUUUCGCUGCCGUCAAUCCCUAUUGCCCUACCUUAGGGGAGGGCCUCCAGAGAGACGAUUCUGUUCCAGGAUUGUUUCAGCCUUCUCCCUUAUGGGGCGCAAUCCCGACAGUGCCAUUCCCCAAAAGUUUGGUUCCUCUCGCAACAACAACACCGUUCACCGUACCCAAGAAGAAAGAUGUUGCGCAAAUUAAAGAAAGCGCGAAAAAGGAAUCUUCACAGAAGCAGGAGAAAGAGCCGGAAAAAGAGAAAGAACGAACUACUCCUUGUGAAAAGAGGGACGAUCGCAAAAAUCACCCGGCCUCCUCUAAUCACAGGCACGACCACGAUGUUAUAAUCAUUGAAGAAAACUCAUCGAGGACUACACCGGUGAUCAAGGAUGGCAGUAAAGGAAACCGCCACAAGUCUCAUCACGCGGAUGAAGCCCCCGCCAGCAAAAUGCCCAGACUGGAAGCGGUGGUUUCCGAGAGCUCAGUCAGCGUCUCUCUACCGAAAUCAACAACCCCGCUGAGUCCGCCUCCCUUAAUUGCCGUAUCGUCAUCAGCCUCCGUCACCUCACAUGUACCAACCCCUACCGCACUUAUCACCCAGCCGCAAUUUCAUCCCUCAUCCAACGACAUCGUUCACAACGUCUACACAGCACAACAUUUGGUGAACGAAAUGGGUUUCUCUACCUCCAACAACCCCACUAAACUGAUGGAGCACGUUCCGUGCAUCGUUCCCACUCCUCACUACUUUGCCGAUAAAAUAAGUUCGGAACGCAAAGACAUUCCUUUCGAACCUAAAAUCAGACCAUUCGACAUCGCUCAGGUGGUGCAACAAUCUCAUCGAAAUGAAGAUUCGCAAAAGGACGUCAAUCGAACUGUCUUACAGAACUUAUUAACGGAACAGAAGAAGCAAGCAGAAUUCAGACUUCCUUUUUCUAACGAGUUACCGCAAAACUUGAAGAAUUCCGAUAACGCGUGCGUCAAUGUUAAAGAAGCGAAUCAGGACAACGGCCAAGUUUUGCAGAGGACACUUCAGGAUGACCAAGCUGAAUAUCUUCACAGAAAUGCGUCUGUUGUGGUUAAAAUCGCCAAGUCUCUCCGUAACAAGUCCCGAAGGAUUUUAGGUCUGAAAGAUUACAGGAGAACGAGUUUGUAUAAAUUGUUGUCUAGGAAGUAUAAACAGUUUUUGUAUGAUGAAAUCGUUCGCGGCGACAAAAAGUUAAGUAAAGGACGUCUACGGAAGCGUCUGUUGACGAGGAUAUACCGUCCAUCCGAAGGCGAUUCGCAAGAAGGUAAAAGUGAGAUCGAAGAGAGGUCAAUGCCUCAUGCCGAGUCUGUUUGGAAGGAGAAGAGGCUAUUAGGCAUGUAUAACUGUCAAGUAAUUAAGCGCCGAAGAUUGAAGUCAGGGCUGGAUAUGAUGAUAAAGCGCAAGAGGAGGCCUCGACCCUCCAUUAGAAUGCCUCCUAUUCCCUCAUGGGAGAAUGAAAAUUCGUCCAAGGUACUUUCGGACACAACCAGCGGAGUACCACCCGAAAUGAAAAGGUUAAUAGUAAACAAAGCCUUGGGAGAGACCAUAUUGCACAGAGCAGCUCGUCUUGGUUAUACCGAUGUUGUUGCCUACUGCCUUGACACUAAUUAUUGCGAUGUAAAUAGUCGAGACAACGCCGGUUACACCCCUCUUCACGAGUGUUGCACCCGAGGUAAUCUGGAGAUUGCACGGGCUCUACUGCAAUACGGAGCUGACGUUAAUGCCAGCGCUGCAGGAGGCAUUAGGCCAUUACACGAUGCCAUCGAGAGCGGGAAUGUGGAAUUGGUCAGAUUGGUGCUUUCUUACGGUGCGGAUCCGACCAUCGCUACUUAUUCAGGAUUAACGCCUCUAAAAUUAGCGAGGAGUCCUAUCAUGGCCGAAUUCCUUCAAGGGUUCCUGGCUGAUGUCACCGGUGAGAAUAAUGGCCGUCCUCUGUUACCAUGGAGAUUUCCCGGUUCUGCAUCCUGUUUAGAUUCAGCCGAUAUAGGAUACGACAUCUUCGACGGCGUACCGACAGAUGCUGAGGGCGAUGCCGACGGGGACAUCGACUUCCUGUUCGAGGUGAGCGAAGCGCCUCAUCUUCCGGCUUACCGGCUACAGUUGCCUGCCACCGCGAACAAGCCCGCCUGUAACUGGUUGAGGCUGAGUGACGUCCUAAACAGGAUAGGAAUGGAGAGAGAAGAGUUCGUGAAUCAUCACGCUCAUAUCGACAUUAUAUCCGUUCCCAGGCAUCAUUUCGAACUUAAUGCUGUGUGCAGCCAACUUCUGACCAGUAGAAGACAUCCCGUCACCACAGAAUUGGAAGAAAACGUGGAAGUGGUCAAGCUGGAUAACAACAUCCGAGAAAUCCUGGGUAUUGAGACUAUUAUCCUUCGAUAGCACCACGUGGAGGACCAAGAGUGGUUUAGUGCCCAAAAUUGAUCGACCAAAGCCCAUUUCUAUUGGUGUGUAUACAUAAAAAAAAAAAGAAAAAACGCAAAAAAAUAACAUUUGAACGUUCCUAUGUGCUUGUAGAUAAUCAUUGCCUUGUGUUUAAAUGUUUAUCAUGUUUUUUCUGUGUUCGCUCGGAAUCGGGAUACCAAAAAAGUGAAUUAAAAAAAAGAGAGAGAAAUAGAGAAAA
Messenger RNA from Centruroides sculpturatus (bark scorpion), 6559 nucleotides. RefSeq lists its product as uncharacterized. Gene Ontology annotation, cellular component: nucleus. Gene Ontology annotation, biological process: negative regulation of transcription by RNA polymerase II. NCBI's taxonomy places the organism in Eukaryota, Metazoa, Arthropoda, Arachnida, Scorpiones, Buthidae. The record is from RefSeq and is a predicted model, not a curated record. The transcript has 10 exons. The coding region runs from base 2794 to 6318 and encodes 1174 amino acids. Gene Ontology annotation, molecular function: protein binding; transcription corepressor activity.